AAUAGUUUUUUUAUUGAGCAACACUGUAUAAGGAUUCUCGGAGUUAGGGUAGGCGGGUGAUCGGCAUUUAUUAAGGGUCGUUGUUUGAUGUGAGAAAUGCGAACAUAUUAAGUGGUUCAUUGCAGCAAGUUCUUUCUUCAUGUAAAUAUCUCCUUGCACCGCGAUGGCACCUGCGAUGGUGUUGUGUGAUAGCUAGACCGGUUAGGUUAUACUGGAAGGAAUGUGAGCCCAGCGCCAGUGCACUCCGCUUCGCCGGUAGUUACGCUGAUGCUGUCACCUCUCUGUCUAUUGAGCUGCCUCAGUAAUAAGAUAUGCGAUCGUUCGGUCCUUGUGACGAAGGGAUACAAAAUUCUUUAAAAGUGGAGUAUCGCCCGGCUGCCGGUGUGAAAGGGGAGACGCUCUUUCUGUUCCCCCGGCUGGAUGCCGCGGGACACCUUCUCCGGGAGAGGUCCUGCAUCUCCAGCUGCCGGGACCAUGACGGAACCUAAAGAACACUUUCAGAAGCGCUUCCAGGCCGCCGUAGAUGUCAUCCAGAAGUUACCUAAAAACGGUGUCUACAGGCCUUCCUAUGAUGUCAUGCUACGCUUCUAUGGCCUGUACAAGCAGGCAGUAUGUGGUCCCUGCAGAGCAUCCCGGCCUGGGUUCUGGGACCCUGUUGGCCGCUACAAAUGGGAUGCUUGGAGUCGCCUGGGGGAAAUGAGUAGUGAGGCUGCCAUGACGGCAUAUGUGGAGGAGAUGAAGAAGGUGGCAGAAGAGGUCAGAGGAAGUCGCUACACUGAUUCUCUGAAUUUCAGCAUGUCUGUGGGACAGGGGUUGAUCAACAACAUUCCAGUGAAUGAGAAGACUGCUUCCCUGUUCCACUACUUUGAGCCACUGUAUCUUGUCAUCCAUGACAUGCCUCAACCACCAGAGGCACUACUCAGUCUCAGGGCAGAGCUGGAAGGGAGUGUUCAGACUGCCACUCCAGCAGAUGCAGAGUUGAAAAAGACUGAAGAGGAGACCACAAGUAGACGAGAUGACUAUCCCAGGAAUGGCAGUGCUCUUCGUGAACCUGCCUCCCCUGAAUACUUAGUGGCAACAAGUGAUUCUGAGAACGAGAUCUUCUGCGAUUCAUUCGAGCAGCUGGAUCAGAAUAAGGCAACACAAGUGGGAGCUGGACAAGGUGGAGAAGGAGCAGGGGAAAGAUGGGGUCCACCAAAGAAAGGCAAGAGUUUGGGCAGGGAACCACACCAUAGAUGGAGGGAAGAGAUGCGAGGCAGACCACACGGCAGAAUGCAGCAUGCUAACGAGGGGGCCUCUGGAAAUGGAGAUGAAGAUGGGGACAGAUGGGAGGGUGGUCCAUCAGGACAGCGUGAGAUGCAGAUGCAGCAGGAGAUCAUCUUUGCUCUGCGGCAGUUGCAGGAGGACAUGCGCAGUGUGAUGGAACGACUGGAGGCUGUGGAGAGGCUAACUGCUGCACAGACUCAGGGCAUGGAUUGGAGGUCUACUGACCAUCUGUCAGCAAGUGGUAUGGAGGAACGGUGGUGGUCACCAUUCAGCAUGUCUUCCCGUGCAGCAUUGCUUCUGCUGCUUUGGCCCUGUGUUGUCCAUUGGCUGAUGUUCCUGUUGCGUCGGAGAUACAGGAAAUGAGUUUUGAUGGCUAUAAAUAAUUAUCUGGUGAAUUCUCUUAAUUGAUUUUCUGUAAGCUGGAGAAAUAUUCUGCAUAAUUUGUUUAACCGUUAGGUCUCAUUCUGUACAUUUUUUAAUUUAUUACCAUAAAAUCAAAAACAAUGCUUUUUCAUAGUUAUGGAACCAGCAAAAGUAAAAAAUGGUCUUCCAUAUGUUUUUAUAUAUAGUAGCUAUAACGAAGUUAACCUUCCACAUGUACUAAGGAGGAUAUCCUGAUUCAACACCUCAGCCAUAAAUUUUUGUGAGACAGAGGGCACCUAAUAUUUCUGAAUUUGUGGGCUGCUGAAGUUCCAAAACUUCAUUAAAAGCUGCACAGGAUAUUUUGAAUGUACUUUGUUCUCUGCUGUUCAGUUAAUUAAAAAGACUGGUACCAAAGUA
Messenger RNA from Brienomyrus brachyistius, 2046 nucleotides. RefSeq names its product acyl-CoA binding domain containing 4 (gene acbd4). The record is from RefSeq and is a predicted model, not a curated record. Bases 421 to 1629 code for a protein of 402 amino acids. Gene Ontology annotation, biological process: fatty acid metabolic process. Gene Ontology annotation, molecular function: fatty-acyl-CoA binding. The transcript has 11 exons. Lineage: Eukaryota; Metazoa; Chordata; Actinopteri; Osteoglossiformes; Mormyridae.